CCAAUUCCGCCGCAGUCUUUAUCAACGGUCAUAGUAGGCAUGUGAGGUGAACAAUAGACACAUGGUCAGGGAGAGUCUGAGAUUUCUUUUCAGUGUAUUACAUUAUCAUUUUUAAAUGAUUAUUAAUAUUAAUAUUUAAUACAAUAUUUUUGAGAGAGAAAGCGAUAGAGAUAGAGAGAGAGAGAGAGAGAGAGAGAGAGGGGGAGGUAUGGCUUGUUGGAUCAAUCAGAGCAUGUUUUGCUGAUUUAAGACUCUCUUGGAGAACACAGACAUUCUUUUCUUUCAAGAACAGUCAUGGAGAUGGCGUUGCAAGCACAUCGGCCAUUGAGUUACAGAGCUGUGUUUCAAGAUAGACAGAGUUUAAAGCUCAGACCUUUUCUUGGGUCCUUUCCACAUGGGAGAAUUUCCCACCUUGUACAGUCUUCUUCAUGGUCCAAAAUACGAACAGGAAGUGGGGUUUCUUAUCAAAUCAAUGCUAGUGCAGCUGGUAAAGUAGAUUUUUCGAGGAGGAAACCCAAAAAAGUGUCAACUUCCGGAUCUUCUUCAAAGGGAUUUGUUCCAAAAUCACCUGCAGGGACAAGAACCCAGAAGAGGGACCCAAAAGAUGAUGUGGGUGAAAAGGAUUCAGAAUCCCCAACAUCCAGUGAACUUGGUGGACCCAACAAGAAAAUGCUUGAAUUAAAAGUUAAUUCUGAGAAACAUUCGGAAGUUGAAAUUCCUCUGGAGAAGAAUCUUGAUGAUGAAAAAAGAGAAGUAUCAGCUGAAAAUGGGACUCUAGGUAGUAAGGAAGAGACAGGGUUACAACAGGAAAAUGCGGCUACUGAAGGUGAUAAUGUGGCUGAUGGAAUAACUUCUAAAGGAAAAGAAAAGAAGAUCAUUAAGAAUGACAACACUGAAGCAGAUAAAAUCACCGAGGCGGAUAAAAAAUUAAAGCAAAAAGCUGAAUUAAAGCUUAAGUUGGAGAUGGAAGCAGAAUUACGUAACAAGGAGAUAGCAAGGCUUGCUGAGGAAAGCUUCUCAAUAGGAAACAAGCUAUUUUUUUACCCUCAGGUGGCGAAACCCGAUCAAGAUAUAAAUGUGUUUUUCAGUAGGAGUCUCUCUACACUGAACAAUGAGGCAGAUGUGCUGAUUAUGGGUGCUUUUAAUGAUUGGCGAUGGAAAUCUUUCACCAGGAGGUUAAACAAAAUGAAUCUCGAUGGGGAUUGGUGGUCUUGCGAGAUUCAUGUUCCUAAAGAAGCAUAUAAGAUGAAUUUUGUUUUCUUCAAUGGGCAAAGUGUGUAUGACAAUAAUGAUGAGAAAGAUUUCUGCAUACCCGUGGAAGGUGGAAUGGAUGUGUUCUCUUUUGAUGAGUUUUUGCUUGAGGAAAAACGUAGGGAACUAGAGAAACUUGCUCAAAAGGAAGAAGAGAAAGAAAGACAAGCCGAAGAGCAAAGACGAAUAGAUGCUGAGAAGGCAGCUAGUGAAUCUGAUAGACAACAGGCAAGGAAAGAGGUUGAGGGGCGAAGAGAAUCAUUACAUCAGUUGAUGAAACAGGCUGUAAAGUCUGUUGAGAAUGUUUGGUACAUUGAACCUAGUGACUUUAAAGGUCAGGACUUGGUGAGGCUGUAUUAUAAUAGAAGUUCAGGUCCACUUGCCCAUGCCGAGAAAAUCUGGAUACAUGGAGGACACAAUAAUUGGAAGGACGGAUUGUCCAUUGUUGAAAAGCUUGUUAGGUCUGAGACGAAGGGUGGUGAGUGGUGGUAUGCUAAAGUUGUUGUGCCUAAUCGAGCAUUUGUCUUGGAUUGGGUAUUUGCUGAUGGACCGCCUCAGAAGGCUAAAGUCUACGAUAACAACCACCGUAAAGAUUUUCAUGCUAUAGUCCCAAAUUCCAUAUCUGAGGAACUAUAUUGGGUUGAGGAGGAAUAUCAGAUAUAUAAGAAGCUCCAGGAAGAGAGGAGAUUAAGGGAGGAGACUAAACGUGCCAAGGCUGAAAAGACUGCACUUAUGAAAGCUAAAACAAAGGAAAAAACUUUGAAAAGGUUUUUGCUGUCUCAAAAGCAUAUAGUUUAUACUGACCCUCUUGAUGUUCAUGCUGGUAGUGUGGUGACAGUUUUUUAUAAUCCAGCCAACACAGUUUUGAAUGGAAAGCCUGAAGUUUGGUUUAGAUGUUCUUUUAACCGUUGGACCCACCACAUGGGUCCCUUGCCACCACAGAAAAUGUCACCAGCAGACAAUGGAUCUCAGGUCAAAGUUAGUGUCAAGGUUCCAUUGGAUGCAUACAUGAUGGACUUUGUCUUCUCUGAGAGGGAAGAUGGUGGAAUCUUUGACAAUAAAAAUGGCAUGGAUUACCACCUUCCUGUAUUUGGGGGAAUUGCAAAGGAGCCACCAAUGCAAAUUGUGCACAUUGCUGUAGAAAUGGCCCCCAUUGCAAAAGUUGGAGGCCUUGGUGAUGUGGUUACUAGUCUUUCCCGGGCCGUCCAAGAAUUGAACCACAACGUGGACAUCAUCCUUCCAAAGUAUGACUGUUUGAACCUCAGCAAUGUGAAGGACUUCCAGUUUAAUAAAAGCUACCACUGGGGUGGGACUGAAAUAAAAGUUUGGUUUGGGAAAGUGGAAGGGCUUUCAGUCUACUUUCUGGAACCACAAAAUGGACUCUUUUGGAAAGGCUGCAUAUAUGGCUGUAAUAAUGAUGCUCAGAGGUUUGGUUUCUUUUGCCAUGCAGCUCUUGAAUUUCUACUCCAAAGUGGAUCUCAUCCGGAUAUUAUUCAUUGCCAUGAUUGGUCUAGUGCACCCGUUGCAUGGUUAUUUAAGGAACAUUAUGUGCAUUAUGGUCUUAGUAAAGCGCGGGUUGUCUUCACGAUCCAUAACCUUGAGUUUGGGGCACAUGCUAUUGCGAAAGCUGUGGCAAAAUCAGACAAAGCUACAACUGUAUCUCCCACUUAUGCAAAGGAGAUUGCAGGAAAUCCCGCAAUUGCUCCUAACCUCUACAAGUUCCACGGGAUACUAAAUGGAAUUGACCCAGACAUAUGGGACCCAUAUAACGAUAAGUUCCUUCCUCUAUCGUACACAUCCGAAAAUGUUGUUGAAGGCAAAAGAGCUGCCAAGCAUGCCUUGCAACAAAGGCUUGGUCUUGAAACAGCUGAUCUCCCUCUAGUGGGAAUUAUUACUCGCUUAACACAUCAGAAAGGAAUUCAUCUCAUUAAACAUGCCAUUGGGCGUACCUUGGAGCGCAAUGGACAGGUUGUUCUCCUUGGUUCAGCUCCUGAUCCUCGAAUCCAGAAUGAUUUUGUAAAUUUGGCCAAUCAUUUACAUUCUUCUCAUGCUCGUCAUGCUCGUCUUUGUUUGACUUAUGAUGAACCACUAUCACACUUGAUAUAUGCUGGUGCUGAUUUCAUUUUAGUUCCCUCAAUUUUUGAGCCGUGUGGUUUAACCCAACUUACUGCUAUGAGAUAUGGUUCAAUUGCUGUUGUUCGAAAAACCGGAGGACUUUACGAUACUGUGUUCGAUGUUGACCAUGACAAAGAGAGAGCACAAGCACAGGGUCUAGAACCAAAUGGAUUUAGUUUUGAUGCAGCUGAUACUGCUGGUGUUGACUAUGCUCUCGACAGAGCAAUCUCGGCAUGGUAUGACAAGCGAGAGUGGUUCAACUCAUUAUGCAAGACGGUGAUGGAGCAAGACUGGUCUUGGAACCGGCCGACUCUUGAUUAUAUGGAGCUCUAUCAUGCAGCACGCAAAAUCACUUAAGCAAGGAAAAAAGUGAGGUCUAAGUUUUUUGUACAUGUUAGUGGAUUAAUUUUUGCAGUAAUACUAAAUUUUCUUCUUCGUAUAAGUCUUAAGUGAAAAUAAUGCAAGGUAACUCGAUUGUAGAGCUGUUCAUCUGUGUAGCUUACUAAAUAAGAGGUCAGGUUCCAAGUGUUGUCUUACCAACACAUAGAGCAAUGCUAGGAAUGUGUGGCAUACCAUCAACCCAGUGAUGAGAGCCAAAGGCAGAGUCGUGCCUAGCGUGAUCCAUUUCUUAGUCGUGUUAUGCCAUACUAACUUACUAUCUCCAUACAACACAAUCUAUUACCCCAUGGGCCAUGCUCUAACAUGUAGUGCCGUCUUGCUAAUCUAUUUAUUUUUUGUAAAUAAAGAAAAGUUAGUGAACUUUUUGUAUUUAAAAUAAAUGAUAAAUUAAUUCUCUUGUUUUUGUUACAAGUUUGUUUUCGCGAGUUUGUAAUAGGACUUAUAUUUUUUUCUUUCUGGAGUAUUGCUAUAAGAGAUUAUAUGGUGCUUAUAUACA
This is a messenger RNA of Humulus lupulus (European hop), 4261 nucleotides long. Its product is annotated as starch synthase 3, chloroplastic/amyloplastic. The transcript has 16 exons. NCBI's taxonomy places the organism in Eukaryota, Viridiplantae, Streptophyta, Magnoliopsida, Rosales, Cannabaceae. The coding region runs from base 295 to 3723 and encodes 1142 amino acids. Gene Ontology annotation, molecular function: starch binding; alpha-1,4-glucan glucosyltransferase (UDP-glucose donor) activity. The record is from RefSeq and is a predicted model, not a curated record.